Messenger RNA from Lepus europaeus (European hare), 297 nucleotides. RefSeq names its product serine peptidase inhibitor Kazal type 13 (gene SPINK13). Lineage: Eukaryota; Metazoa; Chordata; Mammalia; Lagomorpha; Leporidae. The transcript is spliced from 4 exons. The record is from RefSeq and is a predicted model, not a curated record. Gene Ontology annotation, molecular function: protein binding. The coding region runs from base 1 to 297 and encodes 98 amino acids.
AUGAAAUCGAAUGGCUGUCUUUCUCCAAAGAUCAUAUUUUUCCUGGUAUCCUCUACUUUGGCACAUACUGUUUUUUCAGGGAUUUUCAAACCACGUGACAGUUCUAAAUGGCCUACGCCCCCGUGCCAUAUAUAUCAGCCACUGGAUCCUCUUUAUGAUGCAAACUGUCCUAAUGUGACAGCGUAUGUGUGUGCUACAAACAUGCGUACUUACCAGAAUGAGUGUUUCUUCUGCACUGAACAGUGGGAAUUUGGUUCUCGUAUUAAAUUUGCCAAAUAUGGAAAAUGUGAUGAAUGA